AUGUGCUCGGUUCCGAAUACUCUAUACAUCUGCAUCGGACGACACCUCAAGGAAAACAAGUCCUUGGGUUCGCCAUCUGACUGGACCGGUCUGUGUGUCUGCUCAUAUUCGCAUGUCUCGCUCGAAAUACUGAUUUGGUGGAUCAUUGAUCUUUGUUGGCACCGGUUCGAAUGGUUGAAUUUCAAUUGGUUGUUCAACUUCCUGGUCGUGAAGGGUGCUUGCACCCACCGUCUGGUGAUGAACAUUUUCACGCAAGAAACUGCGAUGAUCCCAUCUUCACGCCACUCAUGGUCUAUGGAAUGGAAUAUCGAGAUCCUGAACUACCAGAUUUCUUCACUUACGGAAGGACCAAAUUUGUCUCAUAAUCUAUAUGUCAAGAGCAAGGACCAGAAUCACAGGCCAGAAAUGGCUUUGAGACCCUUGGACAAAAAGAUUGGGAAGCACGGCUCUAUUUUACGAAUUGCAGCAUAUGCGUAUCACGAGACUGCUCAAUCUACCCUCCAGUGCAUCUUUUGCUCGCCGAAACUUGGGCCAGGCAUGGCGGGGCCUACCCACCUGCAGCUCCACGUUGGUGUCUUGAGUUAUUCGCACCGCAGCUCUGGCGCGGAGUCUACAGCAUCGGAUAAAUGCGACUUUGAAAUACGGAUCCUCUUAGAAACUGCGCGAAAACCUUCGCCUGGUGGUUGUGUGAAUAGAUGGAUAACAAAUGUUCUUGCUGUCAAAGUGCGGCGUGAGGCUUGUUUUCGGCACUGUGACCCAGCGGAGCGCUUUAGCCACCCGCCACUCGUCCGUUUUCGAUAUCCCGAGAAUUUGAGCGUCGUUCAGCCCCAUAGUCCCACGUGCAGACUACGGUUUUCUCAGAGCCCGGCAAAAUUUGCCUUCCCCGUAUUUGUCUUUUUCUCCGCGUCUCUCCGUGGUAUCCACAAAGAGGCAGGCAGUUCGGUCAACUCUGUUGAUAUAACCUGGUCCACCGCAGAAAUCAGCUUCCCCACGCCGGUGCGGACGAAUCAUAAUUCAACCAUGGAAAUUCAGCCGUCUUCACCACGCCACGCAAGUUAUAUGGAUGAGGCUGCCAUUAGUGCGAAGGUUUCUAGCACCAACCCCCAAUCAUCACUGAGCCUCGAUGAUCUGGGGUAG
Molecule: messenger RNA, 1137 nt
Organism: Colletotrichum lupini
Lineage: Eukaryota; Fungi; Ascomycota; Sordariomycetes; Glomerellales; Glomerellaceae
Exons: 12
Coding region: 1-1137 (378 amino acids)
Source: RefSeq, a predicted model, not a curated record